GUACAAACACAGUUUGGAUCGAAGCAACAUUUGAUUUUAAACGCAACAGACGCGGCGGACACAAUCUUCUUUACCACGGCUACAUGUACACUGCAGAACGAAGAUAUAAUUCUACUGUAAACUGGGUAUGCAGUAAAAAUAGUAGCCAUAUACUGCGCUGUCCGGCGCGUUGUGUGACCGCUGGACAGAAUAGCAUUAAAUUAAGUCGUAGGUCUCAUAAUCAUUCGCCAACUCGCUAAAGAAAGUGUUUUGACUUCUAAUUAUCUAAAUAUAUUGUUCCUUUCAAGUAAACACGUGUUUUUAAAAUAUUAAUUCCAUUUUUAAUAGAUGCAUUGAGAAUUUAAGCUUAAUGUUUCUUGAAUUAAUUGCAUUACCGUACAUUCGUAGUUAAUGCAUUACUUA
Messenger RNA from Anastrepha ludens (Mexican fruit fly), 402 nucleotides. RefSeq lists its product as uncharacterized. The record is from RefSeq and is a predicted model, not a curated record. The coding region runs from base 84 to 239 and encodes 51 amino acids. Lineage: Eukaryota; Metazoa; Arthropoda; Insecta; Diptera; Tephritidae. The transcript has a single exon.